Larimichthys crocea (large yellow croaker) is the source of this 2296-nucleotide messenger RNA. RefSeq lists its product as uncharacterized. NCBI's taxonomy places the organism in Eukaryota, Metazoa, Chordata, Actinopteri, Sciaenidae. Bases 151 to 939 code for a protein of 262 amino acids. The record is from RefSeq and is a predicted model, not a curated record. The transcript is spliced from 3 exons.
AAACUCACACACACAAGAGAGACAUAUCUCACUGCUGCUCUCUCACACACACAGAAGGAAAGAAAGAAAACAGGGCCAACAUAAAAAAAGAAGUUGUGAAGCUCAGAAGACGAAAAGAGUGUAGAAGAAGAAAUAAGAAGUGAAAGAAAGAUGGCAAUUGGCAAGAACUCCAGGAAAAGCUCUGUGCGGAGCUCCGUCCGGGCCCCAAAGUUCCUGGAUAAAUCCAAUGGCUUCUACGGUCGCCUUGAUGAGCCUGAGGUCACCGGAGAUGUGGAGGAGGUGAUGGGAAAAGAGGUGGAGGACAGCAACAGAGAAGAGGGAGUUGUGAGCAACCUGAGCCUGAGUGUGGUGCAUGUUUCAGCGGCGGAUGAGAAGGAAGAAGCCGAGGUGUUUGGCUUCAAUGAAGGGAUGAUGGAAGACGACGUCGAGACUCUCCUCCAGAGGAAACCCAGUCGGCGCAGCAGCAGGUGGAGGAGAAGCUCCAGGAGGAAGCAAAAGGAGGGGAGAGCCGAGGGGGACGCAGCCCGAGAUGAGAGGCCCAGCGUGGGCACAGAGACUCCAGUUGAGCCCGACGUCCUGGAGGGUACUAAGGUGAUGAUCGAGGUGGAGAUGGAGAAAAUGAAGAAGCUGGAGGAAGAGAAGAAGGUCAUUCACUUUGCGGCCCGCGAGGAUGCGGACGACCAGGUCCUGAUCAGAGACAAGAAGAGGGGGAGAGAUGAGGAGGGAGAGGAGGAGAGCAGGAUGAAGAAGGAGCAAGAGGAGGGGAUGAAGAUGGUAAAGAGGAAGAAUUAUCGCAAGGCCUUGGACCGAGCCCUGCGUCGCGGCUGGGAGGCCUUCAUCACCAACCUCUACAGUGUCACGCUCACGCCUGUGACAUCAUCCUCGCCUUCGCUGCAGAAGAAACAGCAACACAGCUCGGUGUUGGCUGAGCUUAGGUAGAAGUCCAUGGAUGAUUCAGUGAAACCCUUAAUGAUGCUAAACAUCGUGACAUUCACCAUGACAUCAGUGGAGACUUUUACAACCACAUGAUGUCAUGGCAUUGAUUAUUUAUGUUAGUUACUGAGUCUUAAUUACUCAUAAAGUUUACUGCCUUGUCUCAUCAUGGUGCACAUUAAUUUACACGCAGACUUCAGGUAUUCAGUUGUAUAUUUAUGAGCUGGGGGGGGCCAAGCAGUUCAUUUUACAUUGACGUCUAUGGCACUGGCCUUUAUGUGACUGAGUUCAGCUGCUCUGGUUUCCCUCCUACUAUGUUGCUAAUGUCAGAUUUCAGUCAGCGGUGUAAAACCAUCUUAACAUAUUAGCUCCGGACAUCCGGUCCACUAUUAAGAGCUUGGAACACUUGCCUCCUUUGGUUUAACACUAUGAAACUUCUCGUGUUGAUGUGGAACUGGAGGGGAUGGAAAUUUUCAUCUGUAAAGCGAUGACUGAUUAGUGGACUUUAGGUCUGGAGAUAAUCACAUUUCGUGCACGUUAAUCAGUGCCAUUUAUUGCUGUCGGGCGGCUAAUCAGUAAUCAGGACAAAGCUGUGAUUGUGAUCCAUGAACACACACAUGCACAUUUGGUAAUAUUAGUGGAUAAAUUGCAGCUUUUUUACCAAUGUUAACCCAUUUCAACAGAGUUUUGUAAUCUGUGUGUGCAGUCUGUCAGUGUUUGACUUCCUCAUGAGGUAAAGUUCAUCUCUCGCUGUGUGUUCUGGUGAAGGUUAUUUAACCUGAAGGACAGGACAGGAGAGUGUGUGCAUGUUUAUGCAUGAGAGAGAGAGAGAGAGAGAGAGAGAGAGAGAGACCGAGAGAGAGAGAGGUUAUAAAUCAGUACUAAACACAGUGAUAGGACCGCUGUAUGUAUUUUGAUUGUUAUCAUUGCAGCUGCACAUCAUGUUUGUUCUGUAAAGAGAAGUUUCAGUGACCAAUCGGUCGUUGGCACUGUCAGGUCAAAAGAGUAUUUAAGAACUAACUGUAACUUCAACAUGCCACCGAGGAUAAGAAGAUAUAAUAUGUGAUUUUUAAUGCAUUAAUAAUUAACCUUUGUUAAAAUGAUAAAUGUUAUGUUUACAAUAGGCUUGCUGUAAUUUCCUGUUAUUCACUCUGUAUUUAAUUUUUAUAUUACCUCAAGUGCACUCAGUAAUUUUUGCAGACUAAACUGUACAGCUGGGAAAUAUUGCUGUUGCUGUUGUAUAUAAGGACUGCCUAGAAAUGUAUAUUCAUUUUUAUUAAAAUCUUUUUGUAUCCUAAUCAAAGCUUCUGACGUCUGUGAACCAUUACAAGAAGCACUUUAAAUAAAGACGUAAUUUAUUCUA